CGAUAGUCCAUCGCACAAUAUAACGAACGCUAUUUACAGCCAAACGACCUAGUUGACGUAAAGCUACAGACAAGUGAACAACGUUAGCAUGACUACCAUCAUAGUGACGAACCCACAGGUCGGCCCCGACCCCAUGACGAUCACUUGUCCAUCCUGCCAUGCUACGGUACGCACGAAAGUGAAGCACGAAUCGACGACGUCGACUCACGCCUGCGCCCUACUGCUGUGGAUCGUAUGUUGGCCCUGCCUGUGCCUGCCGUACUGCUGCAAUUCGUGUCGAGACGCCAACCAUUACUGCCCAAGAUGCAACACGUUCAUCGGCUCGUACAAACAUUGAAGGACGUUCGUUGCAG
Anopheles maculipalpis is the source of this 353-nucleotide messenger RNA. RefSeq names its product lipopolysaccharide-induced tumor necrosis factor-alpha factor homolog. Gene Ontology annotation, molecular function: zinc ion binding. The transcript is spliced from 2 exons. Lineage: Eukaryota; Metazoa; Arthropoda; Insecta; Diptera; Culicidae. The record is from RefSeq and is a predicted model, not a curated record. The coding region runs from base 89 to 337 and encodes 82 amino acids.